Corylus avellana is the source of this 2774-nucleotide messenger RNA. RefSeq names its product cullin-3B. The record is from RefSeq and is a predicted model, not a curated record. Lineage: Eukaryota; Viridiplantae; Streptophyta; Magnoliopsida; Fagales; Betulaceae. Gene Ontology annotation, molecular function: ubiquitin protein ligase binding. Gene Ontology annotation, biological process: ubiquitin-dependent protein catabolic process.
UCUUCCCUAGAGGCAUCCAAAACCAUCCCCAAAAGGAAAACGAAAAAAAAAAAAAUCAAAGAAAAAGAGAAAAGCAAUACUCUUGCUUCCUUGGCCUUCUUACCUCUUAUAUACGUCAAAAUCCACCCAGAAUUUACUAACCGUCCAAGCAUCCAUUUCGUUUCAUUUCCCUCCAACCAAACUGUACCGGCAAAUUCCCGGUCUCCGGUUUCCAUCAACUCCAGUAUCCUCACCUGUUUACAUAUUAUUAUUUUUUGAUGAAUAAUCUCUAUUAAAUUUUAAUUUCAUCGAUCUGAAAAUAACCGGUUUUGGACUCGAUGAAUUCGAUUUCGGGCUCCGAUUUUUAGAUUCGGAGUUUCUCUUUCGGAUUUGGAUUGAAAGGGAAUAGAAGAAGAAGAAUAAGAUGAGCAAUCAGAAGAAGCGGAAUUUUCAGAUAGAGGCGUUCAAGCACCGGGUGGUGGUGGAUCCGAAAUACGCCGAGAAGACCUGGAAGAUUCUGGAGCAUGCAAUCCACGAGAUUUACAAUCAUAAUGCUAGUGGCCUCAGCUUCGAAGAGCUUUACAGGAAUGCGUACAACAUGGUGCUUCACAAAUUUGGUGAUAAGCUGUACUCAGGACUGGUUACAACUAUGACUUCACAUCUCAAAGAAAUAUCAAAAUCUAUUGAGGAUGCUCAGGGAGGUUUGUUUCUGGAAGAACUGAACAGGAAAUGGAAUGAUCAUAACAAGGCAUUACAGAUGAUCCGAGACAUACUAAUGUACAUGGACAGGACUUAUAUUCCAAGUUCCCAGAAGACUCCUGUUCACGAGCUUGGGCUGAACUUAUGGAGAGAUAGCAUCAUCCACUCCAGCAAGAUUCAGACUAGGCUGUUAAAUACGCUUCUUGAACUAGUACGUAGAGAACGGACCGGUGAAGUUAUUAACAGGGGGCUAAUGAGGAAUUUAAUUAAGAUGCUAAUGGAUUUAGGUUCUUCUGUUUAUGAAGAAGAUUUUGAAAGGCCUUUUCUUGAGGUUUCAGCUGAGUUUUACGGGGCUGAGUCUCAAAAUUUCAUUGAGUGCUGUGAUUGUGGGGAUUACCUCAAGAAAGCCGAGAGGCGUCUAAACGAGGAAAUGGAGAGGGUGACACAUUACUUGGAUACCAAGAGUGAAACAAAGAUAACUAGUGUUGUAGAGAAGGAAAUGAUUGCUAAUCACAUGAUGAGACUAAUCCACAUGGAAAAUUCUGGCUUGGUAAACAUGCUUCUUGAUGAUAAGUAUGAAGACAUGGGAAGAAUGUAUGCUUUGUUCCGUCGGGUGCCGAACGGCCUCUUGAAAAUACGAGAAGUGAUGACUUCUCACAUCAGGGAGACUGGUAAGCAGCUUGUUACUGAUCUGGAAAGGCUCAAGGAUCCAGUGGAAUUUGUCCAGCGGCUCCUGGAUGAGAAAGACAAAUAUGAUAGCAUCAUUAACUUGUCGUUUAACAAUGACAAGACUUUCCAGAAUGCUCUGAAUUCAUCCUUUGAAUACUUCAUUAACUUGAAUCCGCGUUCUCCAGAGUUUAUUUCAUUGUUUGUGGAUGACAAACUUCGCAAAGGUCUGAAGGGGGUCAGUGAGGAGGAUGUAGAGGUUAUACUUGACAAGGUGAUGAUGCUAUUUCGUUACUUACAGGAGAAAGAUGUAUUUGAGAAGUAUUAUAAACAGCAUUUGGCGAAGCGGCUUUUGUCUGGAAAGACCGUCUCAGAUGAUGCAGAGAGAAGUUUGAUAGUAAAGCUAAAGACAGAAUGUGGGUACCAAUUUACUUCAAAACUAGAGGGCAUGUUUACAGACAUGAAAACCUCUCAGGAUACAAUGCAAGGCUUUUACACUGGCCACCCUGAGCUUGAGGAUGGCCCUACGCUGACCGUCCAAGUUCUGACAACAGGGUCUUGGCCAACUCAGCCUACCAUUACAUGCAACCUGCCAGCUGAAAUGUCAACACUAUGUGAGAGGUUUCGGGCAUAUUACCUUGGGACUCAUACUGGUCGGAGGUUGUCGUGGCAAACCAACAUGGGCACAGCAGAUAUGAAAGCAAUAUUUGGGAAGGGUCAGAAGCACGAGUUGAAUGUGUCCACUUAUCAGAUGUGUGUCCUAAUGCUGUUCAACAAUGCUGAUCGGCUCAACUACAAGGAGAUUGAGCAGGCUACGGAGAUACCUGCUUCGGAUUUGAAGAGGUGUCUGCAAUCCAUGGCUUGUGUGAAGGGAAAGAACGUUCUCAGGAAAGAACCUAUGAGCAAAGACAUUAGUGAGGAUGAUGCAUUCUUUGUUAACGACAAGUUUACAAGCAAAUUCUAUAAGGUGAAGAUAGGAACUGUAGUUGCACAGAAGGAAUCAGAACCUGAAAAGCAGGAGACCCGGCAGAGGGUGGAGGAGGACAGGAAACCCCAGAUUGAAGCCGCCAUAGUUAGGAUCAUGAAAUCGAGAAGGCAGCUGGAUCAUAACAACAUAAUAGCCGAGGUCACAAAGCAGUUGCAAUCGCGGUUUCUGGCAAACCCGACGGAGAUCAAGAAACGGAUAGAAUCUCUUAUUGAGCGGGAUUUCUUGGAGAGGGAUAAUAAUGACAGGAGAUUAUAUCGGUAUCUUGCCUGAAGCGUAUGUCACUUCCCCUAUCUCAGCUAAAAAAAAUAGCAUUCACGACUGUUGAUUGUUAUUGUAAGCGGAAUUUGUUUUUUUCUCUCCACCUUUCCAAUCCUCUCUAUUGUUCUUCCUUUUCUUUUUCUUUUUCCUCUCUAAAAUUAAUGUCAUUGCUACUUUCCCAUUU